UGAUGUCUGGAGCUCUGCUCUCUCCAGGAGCUCCGGCAGCACUCCGAGCCUCCCGCGCCUCCAGCUGCUACCGCACCUCCAGCCUCUAGUCUGACCAACCCUCCCGCUCGCUUUUUCACGGAGCCCCCACUUCUAGCCCUUACCCUCCCCCAGCCCCGGGGGAGCCGGGCGCCGGCGCGGGCGGCACACGGGUCAACCUCAGCCCUCCCGGGCAGAGGCGCGGAGAAAGGACCCUCCCCACUACCUCCCCCACAGGCCCCGAGGGUGCCUCAGAAGUUAUCCACAGGCAGUUUGGAGUGGAAAAGUGAACCCCAGCGGAGAGAGAGCGGGAGCGAGAGCCCCGCAGCCCCAGCCCGAUCAUGCCCCAGCUGGGCGGAGGCGGAGGCAGCGGGGACGACCUGGGCGCUACAGACGAGAUGCUAGCCUUCAAGGAUGAGGGCGAGCAGGAGGAGAAGAUUCCCCAGGGGGGCUUCCCCGAGCGGGAUCUGGCUGACCUCAAGUCCUCGCUAGUCAACGAGUCCGAAGGCGCGGGCAGCAGCGGCCAAGCCGGGAGCGGCCCGGGCCAGACAGAGGCGCUCCGGAGAGCUCAGAACUCCCAGAGGCUGUAUCAGGACAAACUCCCAGAUGCCUUGGAAGAAGGCCUCAAGGCCCAGGACGGCAGCGGCGUCGGGAUGUACAAAGAGUCUGUGUAUUCGGGCUACAAUCUGCUGGUGCACUACCCGGCCAACGGAGUAAGUGCAGGAGCUGGAGCUGGAGCCGGAGCAGGAGCCGGGUCUGGGACAGGAGCCGGAGCCGGGACUGGAGCUGGAGCGGUCUCCGGAGCUGGGCAGCCGCUGCACGCCAAGCCUGGCCAGCCCUCCCAUGGAGUUCCCCAGAUCACACCCCUCUAUGAACAUUUCAGCUCCCACCAGACACACGUCUCUGCUGACAUCAACCAGAAGCAAGGUGUUCACCGCCCAUUACAGACCACCGACAUCUCCAGUUUCUACUCUUUAUCUCCAGGUGGUGUUGGACAGAUCUCUCACACCAUGGGCUGGGCGAGCCCACCUCUCUAUCCCCUCCCCCCUUCCUGUGGAUAUAGACAGCACUUUUCGACUGCAGUCUCCCCGGGGGCACCUUACCCUAGGUUCACCCAUCCAUCUCUGAUGCUGGGCUCAGGCAUGCACACCACUGGCAUCCCCCACCCAGCCAUUGUGCCCCACUCUGGAAAGCAGGAGCUACAGCACUACGACAGGGGCCUGAAACCUCCAUCAGAAGCCAAGCAGGAGAAAGAAGCUAAGAAGCCAACCAUUAAAAAGCCCUUGAAUGCAUUCAUGCUGUACAUGAAGGAGAUGCGGGCCAAGGUCAUCGCAGAAUGCACACUCAAAGAGAGCGCAGCCAUUAACCAGAUCCUAGGGAGGAGGUGGCAUGCGCUAUCUCGAGAGGAGCAGGCCAAGUAUUACGAAUUGGCCCGAAAGGAACGGCAACUCCACAUGCAGCUCUAUCCCGGCUGGUCAGCCCGAGACAAUUAUGGGAAGAAGAAGAGGAGGUCAAGAGAAAAGCAUCAAGAAUCUAACACAGGGGAGAAGUUGAAAGGGCUGGAGGAAUGCCUCUCUACACUCCAGGUUACCAGGGAGAAUGAAGUGUUCCUUGAAAGCCUAGAAGAAGGGCUACAAGGUGACAGCUAUCAACUUACCCAAAGACUGGAACUGGAAACUUUACAAGUAGAUCGUCUUAUGAAAUCACCACAAUUCUCACUUACCCAAGACCUUUCUUCCCUGAGGACCACAGUGCUUCUCAGUUAACUGACAUCUUUUUGGAUGAGGGCAGGAGCUACUCAGAGACAUCAAAGCCCAUUCUACCCACACAAAUGGUAAUGAGACUGGGACCAGAACUUCAACCUUCUGGACAUAAAUCAGGCAGGCAGUUUAAACACAGCAGAACAGUAUCUUUGGCAUAUUUCAUAGACCUGAAGAUAUAACAUCAUACCAGGGCAAAUCUAACUAUAUAUAAUAAAAUGGUACAUAGCACUAUGAAUUAAGAGUCGGAGUACUUGAAUUCUUAUCCCAGCUCCUUCAGUAGCAUAAUAGUAUAAAAAACAUGCAGUAUGUCUCAUCUGAACUAACAAAACAACUCUAGGUGUUUUCCCAAGAAACUCAAACUUCCUAGAAAAUAUAAUCUGUGGCAUCAUAAUACAGCAAAACACUAAAAUUUUAAUUCAACCUAAAUUUAAAAUUAUUUUUAAGUGUUGGCAAUGGAGGCAGUGUACUACAAUCACUAAACGUGAGGUCAGAAGACAUGAGUUUGAAGCCCAGCUCUACUUAGUUACCUUUGUGACCAAAUUAAGCAACAUUACCUCCCCCUUGGCCUCAAUUUUCUGCUCUGUAAAAUGAUGGAAACUAGACUAAAUACUAUGUAAAAUGCCAUCUAGCUCUAAAUUCUAUACAGCUAUAAAUUUAAAGCAUGCUCUCAGCAUUAGUAGAAGCAAACCCCCAGGAUUCAAAAUUAUAAUAAGGAUCCCACUUCUUAGUUCAAGAAAGGUACAUGUGAUCUUAAAUCACUUCCCAAUGAGCUGUAGCCAGCCAGAAAAACCAACAGAAAUCUGCAGGAAAGGGAAUGGAAACAAAACAGACAUCAUUACACUACCUUUGUAAAAAUCUGGGGUAGGGCUAUCCAUGCCCAAGAGCUUAUAUAUGAUCUAAUCUGAAACCUCCAGGAAAAUGGGAAAUAAGUAGGAAAAGUCCAAAGCAGGAAAGUUAAAAUAACCCAAGAGACAGAGGAACAAUCCCUGGGAAGACAGACUACAAAAAUGCAUUGAUUUUUGGCCUUUCCAGGUAACGAUCAUAGAAGUCUACAAAAAUCAGAAAAGAAAAAGAAUGGGAACAGAGUUCUUCAACAAAUUUUAGGUACUAGGAAAUGUAAGGUCCCCAAAGCUUGGAAAAAUGUAGUAGGCAGAGUAAUUUAUGGAAUCCAUGACCCUUAAAAAAGUGAGGACAUACUGAAAAUAUAUACAGUUUCAAACAAUAUAUCUAUAAAUCCACAGAUGAAAUAUAAGGGAAACUUCAAUUUGGAGGAACCAUGAUAGACAAUGACAUCCCUCCCAAACAACAAUCCUCCUGUUACCAUGUGGAACACCCCCUCUCUCCCCAAACCCUCCCGGGGUUCAUUUCCUACUUUUGUGCCUUAUUUCUGAUACACAAGAUCCAAGCAGCCUUUUAAAGCUCUGCACAGAUGCUCUUUUAUGAACCCUUCCCUAAGGGCACCAAGACCCAACCAUACUUACUUUUCUCUGUACCUCUCUUGUAAUUUACCGCAGUCUGCCCUGUAGUAUUCAAUGACUCAGCUCAAAAGACAUUAUUGAAGUACUAUGAUAUGCAAGGCACUACACUAAGCUGUGAGAAUUAAAAGACAUUUUUUAAAAAAUCUGCCCUCCACUUACUUCAUGCAACAAACUGAAUACAAGGUAAUUUGAGGAAGGAGAACAACACUAACCACAGCGAUCAGAAAAAAUGACAUUAAGGUUUGAAGAUAAAGAUAUUAUGAAAGGCAUAAAUGAGCAUUCAAGGCAUGGACUUCUUAUGCACAGAGAUGGGAGAUGGAAGGUCAAUAUGGGAAAUAAACUAGUAGUUCAGCUUGACUGAAAUGUAGACUAUGAAAGUGAUUUUAAAUGAAAUUAAAUGUCAUCGUUUCAUCUUUGUUUUCUCAGUGCCUUGAGCCUACAAAUAGAUGAUGCUAGAAAGCUGCUGUAUUUGGGGGGGGGGGUUGGAAAGUUGCUGAAUUUUAAUAACAUUAAAAUAAACAUAGCUAUGAAAUAUUAAUGAAAGGGAAGUAGAUGUAGGAUGGAAAUCGAUAACAUAAUAAAGGCUUCAAGAGUAAUUUGAAAGCAACUGCUUAAGCUAGUAUAAACUAUGUAAACUGAAGCCUUUAACUGUUUUAAGUAUCCAUACAGGGAAGAUGUAAAGUAAAACGCUCCUUAGUUUUCUAUCUUCUCCCUCUCUUUCUCACUCACCUCAGGAUUACCUUAAUCACACUAACUUGAAAAUCUUAGUAAUCACUGACUCUUCUUUUUCCACUGAUGUGUACUUUCCGGAAUUCUCAUAUAUACUUCUCUUGUCUAUAAAACCUAGACAAGAACAAUAGUUACCUGAGCUCCUUCCUUUCACCUACACUUCACUUACCCUCCAGCUGAUCCAAAAUGAACUUCUUUCCCCUGCUUCCUGUGGUAACUGACAUCCCUAUUCAAUCUAGUCUUGCUGGUCAGACUUUCUACCAGAGCUACCAGGGCCUAAGAGCCUUCCUUAAUUUCCACCUCUUGAGAGGCAAAAUGAAAUUGGGAUAAUGUAGGCAGAAAUUAUAAAUGCCGAGCCAGAGCUAGUAGUAAUGGGAAUGAAGUGAAUGAGAGAAUUAGACAAAUUCAGAGAUUUCAGCUUAGAUAAUGGAAAAGGGAAGUCAAUAGAAAAACCGGUCUUCAGGAAGGAUGGGAACAAGGAGGAAAAGAAGGAAUCCAUGAGUUUUGAAUAUAUUGUUUAAGGUUAUCAGGCUACAAAAGCAACAAGGCACAAAUGGUCAGCAGUCACGGAAAUGUUUUUGGAGCAGAAGAGGUCACAGAUGGAGUUUCAGAUCUGAAUCAUCUGCAUAAAGGCAGGGUUUAGAAUGGAUUUGAUUUUAAAGAAGAGAAAGUCAAAGAUAGUACCUUUGGUUAAUGCACAGAGGAAAAGAAAAGUGAACAUACACAGAGCUCUUGGUCCAGGGUGUUAGAAUGAUCAGCAAUUUUAGUUAUACACAUACACACACACACACACACACACACACACACACACACACACACAUAUACAUAUACACAUAUACAUAUACACACACACAAGCACAUAGAAUAAGGUCACUAACUCAGGGAAGAUGAUAUACUAAUCCAAAGGCAGAAUUAAACUUAUUUUGCUUUUAUUUCCUUUGGCAAGAAUGAUAUUUGUAGUAGAAAAACCAAUUAGCAGAAAGCUGAAAGUAUGUCAAGAGAGAAACACCUAACCACUCUUCAUGAGUUCAAAUCACCUGGCCCAGAAAAACAUAUUAUUAAACCAUUCAGUAAUGUUCUAGACUACAAGAUAUAUGCCCACAGGACUGAAGGAGGGCAAAUCUCUCAUUUACAAACUAUAUGUUAACAAGCUCACUGACUCCAAUUCCUGGAAAUUUUCUAAUACAUAUUAAAGGAAGUAUCAGUGACCAUAUGGAAAAGGAAAUAAUGACCACAAACUGCUGGCACGGUUGCAUCAAAAAGAUAUCAUGAAAACUGAAAUCUUUUCUUUUUUCAAAAUUCCAUCAACAGGCAUUUAUUAAGCUCCUAUAUAUACCCGGUACUCUGCUAAAUUCUGAGAGCUAUAUUACAAACAAUCCCCACCAAAGAGCUCACAUUCUAAUAGGAAAGAGAACACAUACAUGUAAACAUACACAGGACAAAAACAGAAGCUUGCAGUAGUAGCUAGGGAAGAAGGUGGCGACCUUUGUAGCUCCCAUCUCCCAGAUAAGGAGCAUCAAUACAUUUCUCACAGAGCCCUUGACACUAAGUUGUUAAGUUUUGAAGGAAACCAAGUAAAGGUGAGGAGGGAGAGCUCACAAGGCCAGUGCAAAGGCUGGGAGAUAGGCAAUAACGUGGCUGUGAUAUGAUUAAGGAAACUGGAAAGGUAUGUCUUACUUAUCAGACACAGCAAAUCUGAAUUACAACAGUGUAUUUGAAAUCUCUCAUGAUUUUGAGAAACAAGAUGGAGAGACCUGAGAAGACAGUUAUUAGAAAGGGCUGAAUAUUCAACUCAAAAAGUCAUUAAUAACAUUAAGGGUCAAUGCUAAGUUUGGAGGGAGGUCUCUGGGGGAACGGCUCAAGGAUCAGUCUAUGCUUGGCCCUAACAUUCUUAUCAAUGAUGGGAAAAAAAUUAAAAAUGGCAUGAUCAUGAAACCUGGAAAAGACAAAAAGCUGAGGAAGAAUAACUAACAUUAUGAAUACUCAACCCAGGAUUAAAAAAAAAAACAGAACUCCAAAUAGGAUUAAAAGAGGAGUCAAAAUCUAGUAUAAAUAUUAAGUCCUUCACUUGUGAAGAAUUUUUUUCAAAGGAGUCAUGAGGUUGAUAAGAGUACACAUAAAAAAGACCUAGGCAUUUGAAUGUUGAACUAGGACUACGCAUUGCAAGGUUGAGUAGAGCUUGGUCAGAAUGGCUUACUAAAAGUCCUUCCAACAGAAAUCAAUAAGAAUAUUGAUGUCACCAAGGAAAAGUGCAAGGGUUGGGAUGAAGACGACUAAGUCACCAGUGGCUGAAUCCAUCAAAAAGUGAAGAAAAAUAACUUAUCACAUCAGUAAACUAUGAGCAACAAAAAUCUGAAUGGGUUCAUAUAACCUGAUUAGAGUUAUAUCAAAGGAGAAGAGAGGUUGUUGAGUGACUGAUUACAGCAAGAAGAGGAUUGAAACAUAUGUUGUCUCUUCUUGGCAUAUAUGUUGCUUUGAGAGGUACAUUCAAAGCUUAGAAAAAGAGAGGCAAAGCAUGUGUUAUCUUUGAGAAAAAGCCUGGUAUCAAUUAAUAUGGAAAUGAGAGAAACAUGAGAAAAGAUCACGGCUGAAGAAACUGUUAACAAUAGAGGGGGCCAAAGGGAGGAUUCCAAAGAAUAUCAGGGAAGGGAGAAGUUGAAAUAGAUAGGGACAAAUGUGAGGAGAUAAAGGAAAAUGACCUUUGAGGAGAAUAGCUCUGGAUACUGAAAAAAAAAAAGGCAGCAAUUUGCUAGCUAUUAGACAGGGGGAAAGUAGUCCCCCUACUCUGGCGGUCAGUGAGAAAGCUGAUAUGAAAAAGACCUCUAGAUACUUACCCACUAAAAUGUGAGAAGGUAAAAACAGGCUUAUAACUAGGAAAGUCGUAAAGGUGAUGGUGGCCUUCUGUAACUCUCAUCUCUCCCAGAUGAGGUAUAUUUCUUGCAGAACCCAUUAGCCCACAACCUUUAACACAUGAGAGAACCACUACUUUAAAAUCCCCCAUCACUAAGGUACUUAAUAACUGAAAUCAACUUUUAGUUGUUUUUUUAACAUUUGCAAUGGGUAACUUUUUUAAAACACUGAGUUAAACUCAUUUCACAAAUAAGUAGUGAGAUAAAUUUUUCCCCCAAAAUGGGAAUACUGAUUAUAAAAGGAUCACCACACCAUCUGGAUUAAGUGUCUUGUUUAAUUAUGAAAAGCUUAACAACUUUAUCUAGUUCACAUUUCUGCCAAAUAACCACAAGCUGCUUGCUGGUUAGUAACUGGGCCUCCAGCGAGCAAAAAACACUCAAGCUUGACAGCAUUCAAAACAGACACAUCCAAUUUCAGGAGGCCUGCUUGCUAUAUAUUGCAGGGUGAGUCUAAAAAUCUACACCAGUAGUUCUCUACUUUUUCACUCUGAGGAAUUGGAAAAAAA
Molecule: messenger RNA, 7403 nt
Organism: Phascolarctos cinereus (koala)
Lineage: Eukaryota; Metazoa; Chordata; Mammalia; Diprotodontia; Phascolarctidae
Source: RefSeq, a predicted model, not a curated record